AACCAGCAGGUGAGGAGCGGUGCCUGGGCUCGCUGUGGCAUGGGCGGUGAGGCGGCUGUGUCACCGGGAGAGGAGGGGACAGGCAGGACGUGCCAGGCUCCAGCACGCACUGGGCUCUGCUGCAGAAAAUCCCAGCCUGGGCCAGCGUGAGAAGCUCCUGUGGCACGACGCUGGGCGCCAGGAGAUGGACCCCCGGGCAAGGCAGGAGCACAUCAACACGCUCGGGAUUGUCUUGGGUGUUGGGCUGGCCUUGCUUAUCCUGGUGCUUUUUGGCUACACCUUCGUCCGGUGGUACCAGAGGGGCCAAUGCUGGCGCCGGCCCAACUUCGUCUUCAACCUCUACCACACCUGUGGGCUGGGGUCGGUGGCGGUGGAGCUGGUGCCACCUUUCAGCAUCAGCGGCUUGCUGAGCGAGGCGGGGAGCGGCUACGUGCCUUUCCACGACCGGGGGCCGUGA
Molecule: messenger RNA, 457 nt
Organism: Chroicocephalus ridibundus (black-headed gull)
Lineage: Eukaryota; Metazoa; Chordata; Aves; Charadriiformes; Laridae
Gene: SMIM35
Product: small integral membrane protein 35
Exons: 4
Coding region: 185-457 (90 amino acids)
Source: RefSeq, a predicted model, not a curated record